This is a messenger RNA of Medioppia subpectinata, 897 nucleotides long. The record is from the annotation of a GenBank genome assembly. NCBI's taxonomy places the organism in Eukaryota, Metazoa, Arthropoda, Arachnida, Sarcoptiformes, Oppiidae.
AUGAAUGACCAUAAUUGUUAUUGCGGUUCAAUGGCUAUCCCUCCCGGAGUGGAUAUCUUGACCAAAACAGGUACCAAAGGGUCCGAAACGGGCUCAACAUUUUCGAGCAAAAGUUAUUACGAACACAAUAUUAGAGUGCAAUACGUUUGUAGGGAUGAAACGGCGCUAUUAGUGGGCAAUAAUGUACGGCACUGUCGGUACGGACACUGGACUGGCGAUAUACCCCGAUGUGCCAUUGCUUACGACAACAAUACUUAUCGUAUGAAUAAAAACAAUGAAACACAAAUCGACACUAAUGUGGGAAACAAUGAAAAGCAAGUCAAACCCGACGGGUGCCUAAGUUGGGACACAGACGGGUUGGCUCACAUAUUUUCCACCACACUAUUGCACCAAGCACCUAUUGAUUACAUACGACUAAAACUGUAUUCAUUCCCAUUGAAAGCACUCGGUUCGCAAACGUUUGGCUAUAGAUUCAGGGCAUCGCUUGUCACGGAUUACGGCACCGACGAGUGCCGACUGUCCCGUACAGACCCGCCGUUAGUUGACUCUGAGACCAGUGAUGGCUAUCUGACCGUUGAGUUUGAGUGCAAUCAUCGAAACCAUACGCUAAACAAACAAAUUUAUUUUGGUGUUGGCUUUGAAGGCGAUUUGCAAAACUUUUACCAGAGUUUUCCCAAUAAGACUGAUAGCUCAGAGCUGAUGGCAUGCGAUGUAAAACUAUACCACUUUAAUCCUGAUUGUGGUAAACCGGAUGAACCACUGGUGAUGGAUAUGAUGAUGAUCGGUGGCAGUAAUAAUGGCCAUAAAUACAAGUGUAAUGACAAUAGAUAUACGCUAUACGGAGCCCACACUGUCGAGUGCGGUCCCAAUGGCCAGUGGCUGAAAACCUUUCCCCGA